AAAGGAGCCCCCGGUUCCCAGCGGCUCCCAGCGCUUCUGUUGGCGGACGACGCGACGCCACCAUGUCCCGGAUCCAGCCCGCCGUCCUCUCCGUGCUGCUGCUGCUCUGCCUCGGGACGCACGGGGGUCUCGGGGGUCGUCCCCUGCUGGUUUUCCUCAUCGACGGAUUCCGCUACGAUUACAUGGAUGACUUGAACGCACUGCCCGGAUUCCGGGAGCUGGUGGGGAACGGGGUGAAGGUGGACUACAUGACGCCGGACUUCCCGAGCCUGUCCUACCCCAAUUAUUACUCCUUAAUGACAGGCCGACACUGUGAUAUUCAUCAGAUGACUGGGAACUACAUGUGGGACGAAACCUCCGGGAAGGAGUUUGUGAUUGGGACCAAUCCUGACAGCCGGUUACCUCUUUGGUGGGACGGGUCAGAGCCUCUAUGGGUCACCAUGCAGAAGACGGGGAGGAAGGUUUUCAUGUACUACUGGCCUGGUUGUGAGGUGGAGAUUCUGGGCGUCCGUCCAACUUUCUGCGAGGAAUACGUGUACAACCCCUCCGAGAAGAAUCUCACAGAAUCCAUAACGGAUGCUCUCAAAGUCCUGAGAUCAGGCCAAGCAGAAAUGGCAGCAAUAUAUUAUGAGAAAAUAGAUGUGGAGGGACACCACUUUGGUCCAGAGUCUCAACAAGUCAGAACAGCCGUGCGACAACUGGAUGUUGCCAUGCAGACGCUCAACAGCAAAAUCAGAGAGAUGGACAUGGGGAACAGUCUGAACGUGGUCUUGUUUUCAGACCACGGCAUGACGAAGAUCCAGUGGAUGGAGAAGGUCAUCGAACUGGAUAAAUACAUCAGCAUGGCGGACGUUUCCAAGAUGAUGGACAGGGGGCCGGUGGUCAGUCUGUGGCCCAGAGAUAACAAGUACCAAGAGGUGUAUGCAGCCUUGUCCCAGGUUCCUAACAUGCGCGUCUACAGCAGACAAGAUGUUCCUAAACGGUUCCAUUACGGAGGAGGGAGGUUCGUUUCCCCCCUGACGCUGGUGGCUGAGCCCGGCUGGUUUAUUACCGAGAACAAGACGACACUCCCCUUCUGGAAAAACGAAUCCGGGGAGCCCAUUGCUUGGCAAAACGGUUGGCACGGCUACGACAACGAGUUCCUCGACAUGAGAGGCUUUUUUCUGGCGGCAGGACCUGACUUCAAGAAGAACGUUCGUGCAGCUCCUAUCCGAGCGGUGGACGUCUACAACCUGCUGUGCCACACGCUGGGAGUGGAUCCGCUGCCAAAUAACGGCUCCUGGUCUCGGGUCGAGUACCUGCUGAGCAGCUCUGGUGGUUCAUCCCGGACGACGAACCUCUGGACCUGGUUCGUGUGUUUCUCAGGAACAAUGUUGGCGAUGUGUAACUUCAAGAUUUGACAGUGUUUGUGGAUAACCAGAGACAAUUAAACAGGACUGGGAAAGCAAAUUUAGACUGUUGCACUCUUACAGAAAUUGCUAAUCACACAGUUGUUUAAAGAAGGAAAUCACACACACACGUAUAGGAUAAAGCACUGGUGACUUCUGUAAACUUGAAACUGUUGAAUGUAAAUAUAUUUUCUUUAUUUUUUCUGUAAUUUUACAAGAUCGAAAUUCUCCAUAAAACAAAUUAAUUUGCAUAUUCCUACUAGAAUGAAUCACAGAGCAGCGGCUGAUUUAAUACUGAUGGAUAAAUCGUGGCCUUUUGAAAAGGGCAGCAGCUAGAAUAGUUACUGUGGUAAAUAAUGGAAGCUAAUACAUGAUCAAGGUCUGUGUGGUGAGUGAUUUGCCACGGCUCAGAUCCUUGUUCUGAUCACAUUUGUAAUUGAACCACCGGUAUUUGUUUGUGUUAGACGUGAAACCCGAUGCGAUCACUGUGAAUAAAUUUGCUUUUGUUUUGGAGACGUU
This is a messenger RNA of Mugil cephalus (flathead mullet), 1907 nucleotides long. It is a transcript of the gene enpp6, whose product is annotated as ectonucleotide pyrophosphatase/phosphodiesterase 6. The record is from RefSeq and is a predicted model, not a curated record. NCBI's taxonomy places the organism in Eukaryota, Metazoa, Chordata, Actinopteri, Mugiliformes, Mugilidae. The transcript is spliced from 8 exons. Bases 63 to 1400 code for a protein of 445 amino acids.